Molecule: messenger RNA, 2111 nt
Organism: Scomber japonicus (chub mackerel)
Lineage: Eukaryota; Metazoa; Chordata; Actinopteri; Scombriformes; Scombridae
Exons: 17
Coding region: 57-2105 (682 amino acids)
Source: RefSeq, a predicted model, not a curated record
ACUUUAACUGUGCAGUCUAAUGAAAUGGCCGACACGUCUCGCAGCAGAACUGCAGGAUGCUUCACCAGAUGAACAGACCGUCUCUUCAAUCUCCGCUCAAAAUCUUCUGUGUUUUGGUUCUCCAUCUUCUGUUAACACACUCAUGUAGAGGUCAGCCCCAGUUAAUUGGUUCAUCUCAGCCUAUCGUGGCAACAGUUGGUGAUGACGUCAUUUUGCCAUGUCAACUGAAACCUGCACAGGAUGUGUCUGUCCUGACAGUGGAGUGGACAAGAGCUGACCUGAACCCCAUAUUUGUCCAUGUGCAACGUGCUGGUCAGGAAACCACAAGUGCUAAACAUGAAUCCUAUCAGGGGCGAACAUCACUGCCCAUCGAUGGGCUGAAUCAAGGAAACAUUUCACUGAAACUCUCUAGAGUGAAACUUUCUGAUGGGGGGAACUACACAUGCUACAUUCCACACAUCAAUAAAGAAUCUUUUGUUGAGCUUGUUGUUGUAUCAGAUGUUAUCCCCUCGCCUGUCAUCAGUGUAGCAGGGCUGGACAGAGACAGAGGAGGAGCAGUGUUACAGUGUGAGUCUAAAGGCUGGUAUCCAGAGCCUGAGGUGUUCUGGUUGGACGGUGAGGGAAACCUCCUCUCUGCUGGACCUACAGAGACAGUCAAAGGUCCUGAUGGUCUCUAUACUGUCAGCAGCAGAGUGACUGUGGAGAAGAGACUCAGCAACAGCAUCACCUGUAGAGUCCAACAGAACAACAUCAACCAGAUCAGAGAGACAUACAUUAUUGUUGCAGAUGAUUUCUUAAAGGUCCAGUCCAGGUCAUCUCCUGUCAUCAUCGGUUUGGCUGUUAGUUUGGUUGUUUGCAUUGUUGCAGUUUUCUUUUUUGUGUGGAAAUGGAAACAAAACAUGAUCAACACCAAGAGCUGCUGGAAUACAACUGAAGGAGGAGUAAAUAAGAACCUUAGUGAUGAUGCUGAAGGGCAGCCUCUCAAUGUAGCAGGAACAAAUGAAGAGAUGCAAACAAGACCAGAGGCAAGCAACCUGGCUCGAAAAAACUCAACAGAGGUCUUUAUGAAGGUCGGCCAAAAUGGAAAAUAUCUCCGUCUCUCCAACAAGUCUAAAGAGGACCUGAAACUGGAAGGCUGGAAGUUACGAGUGAAGCUCAACGACCAAAACCCCAUCAUGUUCACAUUUGAGGAGUCAAUUAAACUCAAAGCUGAGGACAGAGUCUAUAUAUGGGCCUCAGGUUGUAUUCCCCCUUUUCCUGGGCCCUCUAACCUGACAUGGAAGGACCUGCAGCGUUGGGCCAAAGGAGACAAACUCCUCGUUGAGCUCAUCAAGUGUCAUGAAGAGAUCGUGAAAACCACUGAAAGAGAGGCAACAGUCUUUGUGGACUUCGACCCAGAUAGAAACUAUCUCCGUCUCUUCAACAAGUCUAAAGAGGACCUGAAACUGGAAGGAUGGAAGUUACGAGUGAAGCUCAACCAUGAAAACCCCAUCAUGUACACAUUUGAGAAGUCAAUCAAACUCAAAGCUGAGGAGAAUGUCUAUAUAUGGGCCUCAGGUUGUACUCCCCCUUUUCCUGGUCCCUUUCACCUGACAUGGAUGGACCUGAAUCGUUGGACCAAAGGAGACAAACUCCUCGUUGAGCUCAUCAACUGUGAUGAAGAGAUCGUGAAAACCAUUGAAACACAAGGGGCAAGCCAACAUAAUGACACCAACCCAGCUGGCAAAAACUCAACAGAGACACAAGGGGCAAGCCAACAUAAUGACACUAACCCAGCCAGUGAAAACUCAACAGAGGUCUUUGUGGAGGUCGACCCAGAUGGAAAAUAUCUCCGUCUCACCAACGAGUCUGAAGAGGACCUGAAACUGGAAGGCUGGAGGUUACGAGUGAAGGUCAACGACCAAAACCCCAUCAUGUACAUAUUUGAGAAGUCAAUUAUACUCAGAGCUGAGGAGAAUGUCUAUAUAUGGGUCCCAGGUUGUGUUACCCAUUCUUCUCCCUCUAACCUGAGAUGGAAGGACCUGAAGCGUUGGACCAAAGAAGACAAACUCCUUGUUGAGAUCAUCAACUGUGAUGGAGAGAUCAUGAAAACCACUGAAGUAUAAUAAUCA